AUGUUAACAUAUAUUCGUAGCACGUGUUUACUUAUGUUGUUAUAUCUUACUCAAACCAAUGGUUUGAAUGUUCUAGUUAUUAGCUUGGGUCUUGGAGGCCACGUAACACCCUUAUUUGAACUAGCAAAAGCUAUGCAAAAUCAUAAUGUAACAUUUCUUACUGGUAAACUGGCUCAAUCCUAUAUAAAUUUCGAUGGUUUCACUUCGUCUUCUUUUCGCGUUAUUUAUUCGAAUGAUUCAUCCAAUGCACUUUUGGUAGAAAGGAGUCGAGAACAAGAACUACUAUCCGUAGUUGCCACUCGAUCAAUUUUGGAUUGCAUGCCAAUUAUAUUAACAGCAUUCGCCGAUAUGAUCUCACCGAUUCUGAACAAGACUAUUCACACACUCAUGAACGAACGCUUCGACGUGAUCGUGUCUAGUACAGUGAUUGUUGGUGUGCCUAUUUUAUGCGAAAAAAUGAGCAUACCUUGCGUCAUUCACAACCCGGGUGCAUUUCCCAGUAUCCUCGACUUCAAUUUACCCAAUAUUUUUUCAUUGACAACAACAAAAGAUUUAACUCAACUUUCAUCUCGUCUUUACAAUGUUGCUUUUACUCUACGAAUGACAAUAAGACUAUUGCCUAAAAUAGUACCUGUCCUGUAUUCACUUAUUCCGUCUCUUCCACGAGUACCAGGACCUUUUUACGAUACUUUCACAGUACGAAGUUUACUUUUUUCGAAAACAAAAUGCUUACAUCUGAUCAGUAUGCCCAUGAGAUUCUUUGUACCCAACUAUUCAAACUAUUAUUUGAAAUAUUUGGGUGCCUUUAUGGAUGUGACACGUAUUGAUGGUCAAGACACGGAUCUUAAUCGAUGGGUGAAAUCCAAACCGUCAAAAUCGAUUAUAUAUGGAGCUUUCGGUAGUACUUCGUUGAUUACUUAUAAUCGAAUGCGCAACUUGAUAAUUGGACUAGCAGAUUUUCUUUUACAAACGAAUGACACUGUACUUUUAUUAGCACUUCGUAGUACUAAUUUCAAUAUGUAUCAAGUAGUUGUGAAAGAUUUGUAUGAUGAUGAAUUGAGAAGUAUUUUGCAUGACAAAUAUCGAGUACGUAUUGAAGAAGGCUUUGUUCAACAAAAAUGGAUUCUACAACAAGAUUCUGUGAAAAUCUUCUUGAGUCAUUGUGGUAUGGGUUCAUUAGUAGAAUCGCUUUACUUUGGAAAGCCGGUUGUGUGCAUGCCUUUCAAUAUGGAACAAUUUGCCAAUGCAAUUACGGUAGUGAAUUUGGACGUUGGAAAAUCAUUAUUCAUUCCGCCGUCACCUUGGAGAUCUUUGAUAAAUCCAUAUAAUUUUGUUAACUACACAUUUAUAUCCGCUAGUGUUACAAACAAUGUGAUGGCAUUGUGGAUGAAUGAAACACAUGAAAAAGCUGUCAUGUUCAUGUCAUUGGAAAUGAAAUAUGCCGGUGGUACCAAACGUGCUGUUCAGGAAAUUGAGUUUUUCGUCGCACUAAACGGUGAUCUCGAUCGCUUCGCGCCAUUUCACAGUACAUUACCACUCUAUCAACGAUGCAUGCUCGAUCUCUUGCUCAUAUGUGUUGUACUACCGAUAACAAUGCUAUUAUUUCUUAUACGUCGAUGUUGCAAAAAUUCACCUAAACAAAAACGCGAUUGA
Molecule: messenger RNA, 1653 nt
Organism: Rotaria sp. Silwood2
Lineage: Eukaryota; Metazoa; Rotifera; Eurotatoria; Philodinida; Philodinidae
Source: the annotation of a GenBank genome assembly